Molecule: messenger RNA, 1050 nt
Organism: Miscanthus lutarioriparius
Lineage: Eukaryota; Viridiplantae; Streptophyta; Magnoliopsida; Poales; Poaceae
Source: the annotation of a GenBank genome assembly
AUGGAAGUUCCCGAGGGUGCCUCCUCACGCACCAACGAGAGCAACAAGUGGCCUGCGGCGCUGUCCCGCGCCGGCGCCGUCGCUAUGUCCGCCACGUCGUUGCUGUUCGCUUGGCUGGCAGCAGGCACGCUGCGCCGCUGCAGCGCCAUGGACGAAGCGGAGGUGUUCUCAGGCUUCCUGUGGGGCCUGUCGCCUCUGAUCUGGGCUUACCUCUACUCCUGGACCGCCGCGCUCUCUCCGGCUCCGCGCGCCCAGGGCGCCGGCGGCACCGUAUUUGCGCGCACCGCCACCGCGUGCAUGCUCCUUCUCGCCGCCGCAGCGGACAAGCUGAUCGCCCCCGUCGCCGGCGCGGCCGCGAUUGUCCUCGCCCCGCUAUACUCCGCCUAUGCCUGCGGGCGCGCCCUCGCCGAACGCCGGCAGCGCGCCGGCACGGAGCGUUGGUCGGCCGCCACGGUGGCGUCCACCCCGAGCUACCAGAGCCGCGCGGAGGAGCAGGAGGAGCGAGAGAGCAAGGUCCGGGCCGUCUCCGCCAUGGAAAACGUGGCGGUCGCCGUCUCGGCAUCGGUGUGGUUAGCGUCAUGGACUUCGCCGGAGACGAAGUGGGAGGCCCCACCCACGGAGGUCGUCUUCUACCUCGCUGGCCCCUUGGUCUUGGCCGUGCGGUUGAUGCUGCCGUCCCUGGUCAGGAGUCCUGUCCUGGCCGCCAUCGAUGAUAUGCGCGCCUUGGCCGCCGUGAUUGGCGUCAUCGGUUGGCUCGUCGUCGCCGCAUCGGUCGGCGCCCUCUUCGGCACGAUCACCGGGACAGUUGUCGUUUGGAUGGGUGAGUUGGCCGGCAUGGUCGGAUUCCUCGGCUACUUCCUCGCCGUCGAGGCGCACUACGAGCAGCUCAUGGCCAUCGAAAGGACGAAGCCGCGUAGGGCAAAGGACUCCUCCGGCUUGCUGGACGGACGCGACAGUGGCGACGCCUGUUCAGCUCAUAUCGACGCCGCCGCCGGCCUUUGCGUUGAUUGUGUUUGCAAGUGCAAAUGUGGAAGCCACAUCAUAAGCUAG